Messenger RNA from Metarhizium robertsii ARSEF 23, 2265 nucleotides. RefSeq lists its product as uncharacterized. The coding region runs from base 1 to 2265 and encodes 754 amino acids. Lineage: Eukaryota; Fungi; Ascomycota; Sordariomycetes; Hypocreales; Clavicipitaceae. The record is from RefSeq and is a predicted model, not a curated record. The transcript has a single exon.
AUGCGCUUCUUUGCUUCAGCAGUAGUCGUCGGCGCAUGUGCCGCUGGUCAUUCCAAACUUGAUCAGAUUACGCCACUCUCCAUCUCCAUGUCAGAUCACGGCACAAAACAGUUCCUAUUCUACAUCGAUUCUCAGUCCCCUGAUAUUACAUUCAACGACGGCCUCAAACCUAACCGCGGCCGUCAUCUCCUAGACGACUUUGAGACAGGGUUAGUAUCGCGUACACGACGUGAUACUACCGCUAUCCAUCAUGCUACUAGUAAUAAUGGAAGCGUAAAUGAGCAGCCUCGUUACAUAUACGUUCUUUCACUCGAAGGCAGUAAUCACACUGCGUCCUACGGUGCCAAAACGCAUACCGGUAGUACCGAGACGUUUGUACCAGCAAUCAACGGCAGCGUCAAACCAGAAACAAUUGUCGGCGCCUACCCAUUUGGCAAUUUACAUGGUGGACGGCAUGUAAUACGGGAGUGGAUCGCCAAUCCAAAAUACGAGCAUAUAAAUACGAGCCCCUAUAUCGCACAAGGCAAUUCGUGUUUAGCUAGGGCUUGCCCAGGCGCGAGACACUUGGCCUCCAAAACAUGUCAUAGCAUUGUCUCCUGCUUAAUCAUAGGGGGGAAGAAACUGCAAGCCAGAGGAAAUUCACAGGGGCUUCAAUGUCGCCUGGGAGCAGUGAAUAACCUCUGCGCCCUCGGGGAAGCACUUGACCCUGUAGUUGAGACGCCAAGUACGCUUAAGGAGACCAGUAUAGGCGAGGUGGCUGACAUUGCCGAGAAAGUGUCACAAGACGAGUUUGCCAAGCUCGUCAAAAAAUUCAAGCUAACUCGAGUCGUUGAGAGGUGGUUAAUGUCCAUUCCAGACGCGCGAAAACGAUUGCUCAACUACAAGCCUCUCGGCCCCAAGUCGCCAAAGCUACGUGCUGGAUCUGGUGGUACAGCAGGAUCUCUGGCCAUCGGAGCCAUUGGAGCUGCCGCGUGGGUUGGCGGAGUAGUUGCAGCCUUUGUCCGUGACGCAAGUGCCUUGGACCGGGCAGCCGCCGUAACAUCUAUCAUCCCUCUUGCAGGCUGUAUCACCGGGUUGGCAGCCGAAGAAAACAAAGGCGAGAUUUCCGCCUCUGCUGGAGUUGACUCGACCAUGUGCUUCCUCGGAGAUGCCUUGAUUCUGGGUGGCCUCGCCCCUAUUGGUGUUGUGGUUCACUUGGCUAGACUUCUAGUACAGACCUUUACGCCUCCUCCGAAACCGCCAACCAAGGAGGAGAUGCAAAGCCUUCGUGAUACGCAGUGGCAAGGUUUCACGAAGAAUAGCUUGUAUACCUACAUCUACUCGCACGCCUACCUGUACCCAAGUGGGAGCUUCGCUAAUAAGCUAGAAAAUGCCCUUGCUAUUGAGGCCAUGAUGGUUAUAUCAGAGGGUGCUCAAUCAAUAGGGGCCCUCAAUGCGAGUAGUCGGGUGCCGGACUCGAAUUCGGAUCAAGAACUACUCCAAGGCAACUCCCAAGAGGCUGCUGAAAAGAUUCGAGAGGCGAUAUCGGUUGAAAUCACGGGCAGGCAGCAGAGGUUUUUACUUGGUCUCCCGGCCGUCCUUCGGAGCAACUCGACCGCCUUGCUGAAGACGACUGCUGAGCAGUUUAAUGACAAUUUUAUCAAAAAGGUUACUUCUAGAGAGACAGUUGACAGGUAUAGAAGUUUCCAAGAAAAUCCUUCACCAGGUGGAAGAUUACCAGGAAGAUCGAGGCAACAGUUUCUCGUCAAGCUGAUGGAUGGCAUUGGAAAACAUCUGCGGGAGACACCCCUACCAAUGCCAGACCUUAUUGAGGUUGCCUUUAUCCUAGGGCAGUCCAAGGGGUUAACAAACAUUGACCCCUUGGUAUUGUCUCCGCGAGAAUACAUGAAGCAGCUAGCGAAUACAGCAUCGGAGGAGGAUAUUAACCGAGUCACUAUUCAACAUGCCUUUGGCGUCUUGCACCUGAUUCAAGGUAAAAUUAAGCAACAUGAGCUUCCUACUAUAUUUCCCGUUCAAGACAGUCAAAGUCGCCAAGGGCUUCAAGUUCUUCUCGCUAUGCAGAUAGGAAAAGCCUAUGAAGAAGCAAAGAUCAAGAGGGCUGAUAAAUUCAAGGGAGAGUAUCUUCCCGACUCGGAUCGCAAGGUUCUUAUACAUCCGUUGACGAUUCCUCUCGAAGAACAUCCUGAUGCGCCUCUUCUUAUUGGACUUGUUCUUGGGAUUUCCAAGGACCUUGUUGAGGCUAGCCUUGCGGAAUCUAGCAGUUAG